Molecule: messenger RNA, 708 nt
Organism: Stereum hirsutum FP-91666 SS1
Lineage: Eukaryota; Fungi; Basidiomycota; Agaricomycetes; Russulales; Stereaceae
Exons: 1
Coding region: 123-410 (95 amino acids)
Source: RefSeq, a predicted model, not a curated record
UGCUUGGACGUUGUUUGUGGGCUCGAAAAAGGCAUCUUUCUCCUCUCGAGCGAUCGUGAUUAUAAUCCCCGCUUAUCCAACAUUCAUACCCCGUCACGUCCUAGUCCAUCAAGCUCCCUGCCAUGUUUAUUCUCGUCUUUCGGCAUGAUUCUACGGUGCGACGCAAGACGAGCAUGCAUCGCUGUUUCUGUAUCUGUACGUCACUCCAGAAGUCCAGCCGACGAACGAGAAUACAAAGUAUUAGCCUUCGUGCCGACGCAAGGUACGUCGCCUUGAGCUGGUCUUCCCCUUUUGUCCUUCAAAAGUUGGUGCAGCAGGAGCCAACGCCGGGUUGCAGUCGGGAUCGUGCCGUUAUUGCGCCCACCGUGGUCGUAUUUGCUAUGUUUAUCUCUGCGAGCUCGUGGAUUUGACGUUUCUUGAAUCUUGAGCUUGUGGUGUUCAAUCCAAAUACAGUAGCUCCGCUCGAGCUUUCACAGCAACGGUCUACCUUUCGACCUCUCCACUGGACCGCGAAUCUCUUGAUCUCGGCCUGGGCGCUGUUUGUGGGAGGCUUGCAGGCAUCAUGGAGACCCUGAGGCGGAAAUAUAGCGUUCGCCGUCCUCUCGCCCGUUGUUGUAUACCUUUCUUACCCCUGCAUUACCCCAUCCUGUUCUCCCAAAACCCCGACAGCCGAUAGCUAGCUUUCUGCUACAUGUUUCUGUAAAUAGC